AUGCCCCUCCUGAACCUCCCUCCAGAACUCCUCCAGCCAAUCUUCGACUUCUGCUCUGUCACGAGCUGUCUCCAAGCGGCCUACACAUGCCGCACCCUCUUCAUCUUUUUCUCAAACUAUCGCAAGGGCCUCUUGCACCAAUUAUCCCGACUCCCAUCAUACCCCAACACCACUACAAAUGGUACAAAUGACUGCACCGACCUCUCUUCAAAAACUACAGCAGAGCUCUUUCUCCUGCUGCGCCGACGCGCAGCGCAGCAGCUCUGCGGUGCCAAUUUCCAUGCCAACCAGAGCGUGUAUACAUUUGGCGAGGGACAACCUGUCAUUGACACGCUUGCAUCGGCUAUACGACCGCAGCUGGGAGAUCCAAAUGUCGCGCUAGUGCAAAAGGGGUUCCCGCACGUUUAUCUCUAUUUCAUUUCUGGGGGCCAAGUUCUCGCCAGGGACGUGUUGCAGCCUGUUAUGGCGUGGCCUGGGAGGGUUGAGGUCAUUAAAGUUGUUUUCGGGGAUGAUGGGCACACGAUUUCUGUGUUGCAGAGGUAUAUCCCGCUGCAGGAAGGGGAGUCGGAAGAUGGAAAUGAGAAUUGGAACGAAAGACGACCCGAUCAUCCCUUUGUCGAGGAGGCGAUGAAGCCAUAUCGGAAAGAAAGUACGCAGCUGGUGCAUUAUCGGCGUCUUCCGUCGCGGUUGGGAUACUCCCGUGUGACGAUAUCUGCCUUUCCGGCUCUGGAUCAGUACCGUCCGCUGGCAAUGGCUGUGGCGGAUAGGGACCUGGUAGCCAUCUCCUGGCAGCAUAGACGGGACCCAGCCAAACGCAAGGUCAUCGUACAUACGGAAUAUCCGGAUGCUGUUGCGGCAAAUCUGAAAAUAUCUUACCAACCCACCCAACGAAACGCAGGCUACAUGGAACCCGUAAUCCAAAUGUCCCUAAACGACAACUCCACCCAGCUGCUUUACUACCACCCCUCGUCAACAAUAUACAGCUCCUACCAGCACAUGAACGUCGAAUACGGCUCAAUGAACUUCACAAGCGGCCUCCUCCGCAACUCCUGCUGGGUCCACUACUAUCAUUUGGACCGGUUCCAUAACUACGACGACUGGCUGGACCUAAUGUUCACAGUCGCCAUUCCCUUUUUCAGUACACAUCAUACCUACACUGAGCCUUCCAACCGCGAGUUUUGCCACUGGAAAUAUCUCACCCUCGGCACCGCGACGGACGAAAAUGGGAAACUGGUCGCCUGCCUCCUUAAGGCGGAGGCGCACUGUCGCUCGCACAACUGCCAGCACGAAGAGAACCUCGACCGCGGCCGCCGGUUCGAUACGUGGGCUGUCGUCGCGCGGUUGGCGGGGUAUAGCAUGAGCGUGAACUCGCUGCCUGGCAUUGUUGCGACGUCGCGGUCCGCGAUGCGGUUGGCGAUUGCGAAUUGGAAAACGAUCAAGGUGUGGGCGAUUAAUCCAGAGGCUAUUAUUGAGAAUAAUUUGGAUGGGGUUUAUCCUCCGAACAUGAUUGAUGAGGUGACCACUGCGGUGCUGUUGGAGCCGAUUGUUUUGGAGAGUGAUGCGGUGUGUUUUAUGAUGAGGUUUACGGAGGAAGGGGAUGAGAUUGUUGCGUUGACAGAUAGGGGUGUAAUGAGGUGGGAGAUUGGGGCGGGGAGUUAUGGGAGGAGGGAGAAAGGGGUGUUGGAGAUUCCGAAUGCGGUUGAGGAAGAGGAGGAGGAGGAGAGCUUGAGCGUUGUGCAAAGGAUGAAUGCUGAUAGCGACGAGGAGCAGAAUUACAAUAAAAAUAAUGAUGAUGAUGAUGAUGACAGUGAUGACGAUGAUGAUUAUUAUGAGGAGGAGGAAGAGGAGAUAGACAGUGAUGAUAUAACGUCUUCCUUUUAG
This is a messenger RNA of Paracoccidioides brasiliensis Pb18, 1881 nucleotides long. RefSeq lists its product as uncharacterized. The coding region runs from base 1 to 1881 and encodes 626 amino acids. Gene Ontology annotation, molecular function: protein binding. The record is from RefSeq and is a predicted model, not a curated record. The transcript is spliced from 3 exons.